Molecule: messenger RNA, 2022 nt
Organism: Manihot esculenta (cassava)
Lineage: Eukaryota; Viridiplantae; Streptophyta; Magnoliopsida; Malpighiales; Euphorbiaceae
Product: transcription factor PIF7
Exons: 8
Coding region: 221-1615 (464 amino acids)
Cellular component (GO): nucleus
Molecular function (GO): protein dimerization activity
Source: RefSeq, a predicted model, not a curated record
CACAAGUUUUUGUACAAAAUCUCAAUCAGAAUUCAUAACCAAUGUGAUAUGUGAGCUUCCGAGGGGACCAUAUAGGGCUUAUAUGACACUGAAUUAUUAAUAGAGAAUCCAAACAUCUAUAUCCAAAACUCAUAGCUUCUUCUGUUCAUGGAGAGAAAGUGAAUCAUCGUUCAUCAUUCAUCAUUCAUCAUAUAAUAAUAUCUUCAUCGUCAUCAUAAGCAUGAUCGGUCAGUGUACAGUCCCCAAAUGGAAUCUAAAGCACCAACGACAAGCACAAGUCGAAGGAGCAGAGAGUAACAGAUCCACUCACGUGCAUACCCACCAGCUGCAGAAUCCCACUACCCACCUUGGUGUCCCCAUCAGCUUAUUUCAUCAACAGAUGGGUUUUUCUUCCAGGUCCAAUUAUUACGAGGUGGCAGAGCUAACAUGGGAGAAUGGUCAGCUAGCCAUGCAUGGACUUGGUGGGCUUCUCCAUUCUGACCAGGGAACAAAGGCCACAACCACAUGGGGUAGGACCAGCGAAACCCUCGAGUCAAUAGUCCACCAAGCCACACGCCACAGUUCACCACAAAAAAUAAACUCAAAGCAGCAGGGGCAGGCAAAGAUAGCCUCGGCUGUGGAAUCAUCAGACGGAAAAUGGGCAGAAACGUCCUCCGGACACCAGGCACAGAUGGCCCCCUUGUUGUUGAAGAAACGUGCAAGAUCAGAGUCAAACCAGUGUGGAAGCAGCCGAGAUCAUGAGCAAGUGGACCGCAGUGCAUGUGCAAGUGCGAGUCCCACAUUUUGUAGGGAAAGCGACACGACCAUGAUGACUUAUGCUUCCUUUGAAUCCACACCCAGCUUCAAGGCCAAAACUACUGAUAAUGAGGAUUCUGCUUCUCAUGGUGGAUCGGAAAACCCAGAUGAAGAUCGAGAGACCAAAACUGAAAGAGUCAGAUCUCAUUCAAGUAGAAGAAGUCGAGCUGCUGCUAUUCACAAUCAGUCAGAAAGGAAACGACGAGAUAGGAUCAAUCAAAAGAUGAAAGCUCUCCAGAAGCUGGUUCCUAAUGCAAGUAAGACAGACAAAGCAUCAAUGUUGGAUGAGGUGAUAGAAUAUUUGAAACAAUUACAAGCACAAGUGCAAGUGAUGAGUGUGAGAAACAUGCCACAGAUGAUGAUGUCUCCUUUAGGGAUGCACCAACAUUUUCAUCAAAUGUCUCUCUUAGCACGUAUGGGCAUGGGGGUUACUCAUCUAGGCAUGGGCAUGGGGAUGCUUCAUGACAUUAAUACUAUUGGACAUGCCACGGCUACUCCUCCCCAUUCUCUCCCUCCACUCCUCCACCCUCCGCCACCCUCCACCACGCCCGCCGCUUCCUUUGUUCCCCCUCCUCAUCCUCAUCCCUUUGUAGUUCUCCCUGCAGCAAAUCCGGACACUGCCAACAGUAGUUCAGUUCCUCUGCCUGAUCCUUAUUGUGGGUUUUUAGCACAAUCGAUGAAUAUGGAUCUUUACAACAAGAUGGCAGCACUUUACCAGCAACAAAUGAUGAAUCAGCAGAUGACACAAGCAGCACCACAGCCCAACCACGUCCAAGGAUCUUGUCUUCCAUGGCAGGAGCCUCUUGAAGCUGCAAGAUAAAGGGAAAGAAUCUUUACACUUUUGUAUGGAAUCCCAACAUUCCCAGUAGAAUACCUCCUUACAUCACCAUCUUCUGACUCGGUCACCCCCAGGAUCGCCUGAGUAUCGCUCUCGGUGUCUCCGAUUAGUGAGCUAUAACCAAUCUCCUGAAUCCAUGGCAUAGAAUCGGUCCUAAGGAUCAUCGGUAUACCAUCAUGAUCUGGUAUAGCAAAAAUAUUCUCCUCAGCCAUUGUUACCGAAAUAAAACUGCCACCUUCGAAAUCCUGCAUGAGACAGUAACAUUUAGAGAAAAACAGAGUUGGAAACAAAUCUUUCUUAUAUUUUCAUGAUAUUUACAAAAGAAAAGGAAGCCCAAAUCUUACCAAGGAUCAGAAAUAUGAAGAAGCAACCAUCUCGAGCUCUGAAAA